Molecule: messenger RNA, 2305 nt
Organism: Lycium barbarum (goji berry)
Lineage: Eukaryota; Viridiplantae; Streptophyta; Magnoliopsida; Solanales; Solanaceae
Product: LEAF RUST 10 DISEASE-RESISTANCE LOCUS RECEPTOR-LIKE PROTEIN KINASE-like 1.2
Exons: 4
Coding region: 225-2219 (664 amino acids)
Biological process (GO): protein phosphorylation
Molecular function (GO): ATP binding; protein kinase activity; polysaccharide binding
Source: RefSeq, a predicted model, not a curated record
AUUAGUCAACGCUUCUAUUGGUCAAUAAAUGCAACUUUCUAAGAUAAGAGGUAGAUACAUAGUCAACCUUUCUGUCAUAGCUAGUUGCAGAGAAUAUGUAUACCAAAUAAAGCCAGCUAUCUUUUUGCUAACAAAAAGGUAAAAAGGAAACAAAUCCAAGAAACCCCUCUUCCCUCUUUAGUAUAUUUUUCAUUAUCUAUAUUUUCAGUUGUUCAAGAUUACAGAUGAACCAAGAAAAAAAGUAUUUCUUGAUAGCAUCAUUAAACCUUUGUGUUUUCUCAUUCAUCCUGCAAAUAGAUAAAUGUUUUGCUGCUGAUUCACAGUUUGUAGCAUGUUAUCCAAGAAAUUGUACACAUGGUCCAAAAAUAAGUUUUCCAUUUUAUAUUCAAGAUAAGCAAGAAGCUUAUUGUGGGUACCCUGGAUUUGGGCUAAAUUGUAGUGAACAAGGUUUUCCUGUUGUAAAUAUUGCUGGAAAUGAGUAUAUAGUUGAAGAUAUUUCAUAUCAAGAUCAUAUUUUUAAGCUGAAAAAUUCAGUCUUUAACAGUACUAUAAGCAAUGGUUGUGUUUCUGAGAUCAAGAAUGUGUCACUCAAUAAUCUCCCUUUUAAGUUUGUUAAUGAAUCAAGAAUUUACUUGUUGUCAAAGUGUAAUGAAUCUCUACUGGAGCCAUUUUUGAAGUACAAGAUUGGUUGUGGUGACGAACUUGCUAUGUUUGCUAAGGAUGAAAGCUUUGAGGUUGCAUUACAAGUGUGUAAAAAUCAUGUAAUGGUACCAGUAGAAAUGCUUGGAAAUGAGGGAAAUAACCAAAAUAUUGACUAUCAAGUGAUACUGAGAAGGGGAUUUAGAUUGAGCUGGACAGCUAGUAAUUGCAGUGAAUGUGCAGAAAGCGGAGGACGUUGCGGAUUUGAUAUACCAAAUUUUCAAUUCAAAUGUUUCUGCCCUGACAGGCCUCAUUCAGCUAGCUGCAAACCUACCAGGAAAAAUAAAUUGCCAUUGAUUCUUGGCUCAGUUUUAGGUGGAGCAGCGUUAAUAAUCCUCGUGGUCGCUUUGAUUGUUUGUUGUUACAAGAAAGAACACAAAAGUUGUUUAUACUUCACCUCGAAAAACAAAUCUUCUGAUCCUUCCUUAACACAUGACUUCGAUGGAGAUAGUAUUUACCACGGAGUCUCGGUCUUCUCCUAUGCGGAACUUGAAGAAGCUACUAGUAACUUUGAUUCGUCCAAUGAACUAGGAGAUGGAGGUUUUGGUGCUGUUUACUAUGGUAAACUUAAGGACGGGAGAGAAGUUGCAGUGAAGCGACUUUACGAGCACAACUGCAAGAGAAUGGAGCAGUUUAAAAACGAAAUCGAAAUUCUCACUCGGCUAAGGCACCGAAAUCUUGUUACCCUUUAUGGUUGCACGUCAAAGCACAGCCGUGAACUCCUCCUUGUUUAUGAAUACAUUCCAAAUGGAACAGUGGCAGAUCACCUGAACGGGGAUAGAGCCAAGGACGGAUUCCUUGCUUGGCCCGUCCGCAUGAAUAUUGCUAUAGAAACCGCUAGUGCAUUGGCUUAUCUCCAUGCUUCUGACAUAAUACAUCGCGAUGUAAAGACUAGCAACAUACUCCUCGAUGGAAAUUGUUGUGUCAAAGUUGCGGAUUUCGGGCUUUCAAGACUUUUUCCGAAUGAUGCUACUCACGUCUCGACUGCUCCUCAGGGGACAGCUGGAUAUGUUGAUCCGGAAUAUCAUGAAUGUUACCAGCUCACUGAUAAAAGUGAUGUUUAUAGUUUCGGUGUUGUCCUUGUAGAACUUAUCUCAUCAAUGCCAGCUGUUGAUAUUACUAGGCGUCGAUCGGAGAUCAAUUUGGCCAACUUGGCGAUAAACAGGAUUCAAAGAUGCGCAUUCAAUGAGUUGAUCGAUCCGUGUUUGGGAUUUAAAUCGGAUACACAAGUUAUGAGAAUGACUACUUCAGUAGCAGAGUUAGCAUUUCGAUGCUUGCAGCUUGAGACGGACUUGAGACCUACAAUGGAUGAAGUAUUAGAGACACUAAAACAUAUUCAAGGUGACUAUACAGAUCACACCAAAGAUGAGAAGACGAAGGACGAAAUUGUCGAAAAGGCCCCUACUUCUCCUAAAUCAGAUAAAGUAGUUUUGUUAAACAAAAUGCAAUUGCCACCUUCACCUAUUUCUGUAACUGAGAGGUGGGUUAGUAGCUGCGGCAGUAGUAAUAUUAGCGGGUGAAAUUCUUACACGUUUUUUCUUUCCUUUCAACGUACAUAUUAUUAAUAUGUAUUCAUUCAUAUAUAAAGGAAUAAGUUGCUGAGGCC